Molecule: messenger RNA, 669 nt
Organism: Pistacia vera
Lineage: Eukaryota; Viridiplantae; Streptophyta; Magnoliopsida; Sapindales; Anacardiaceae
Exons: 2
Coding region: 1-669 (222 amino acids)
Source: RefSeq, a predicted model, not a curated record
AUGGCUGAUGGUUGGACAGAUAAUUCACAUAGGUUGCUGAUUAAUUUUCUAAUGUACUGUCCUAAAAGAGUGUGUUUUGUGAAAUCAGUGGAUGCUUCAGAUCUUGUAAAGGAUGAUGCAACAUUGUUCAGCUUGUUUGAGGAAAUGGCUUUAUGGGUUAGACCAAACAAUAUUAUCCAUCUUGUCACUGACAAUGGAGCAAAUUAUAAAGUUGUUGGAAGAAUGUUGUCUGAAAAACAUAGCAGUAUUACUUGGUCUCCUUGUGCAGCACAUUGCAUUAAUUUGAUGUUGAAAGACAUAGCUGAGAUGAGUCAUAUAGUCAACCUUUCGACACGUGCAUCUGGGGGUUGGACAAAAAUUAUAUGCCCAGGUGCAACCCAUUUUGCCACAACUUUCAUUGCAUUGAGCAGCCUACAUCAGCACAAACAUGACUUGCAAUCUACAGUGACAGAUAGAACUUUUGUGGAGUCUCAAUAUGCAAAAACUAAUAAAGGCAAAGCCUUUAUUUCCAUAAUUCUAGAGAACAGGUUCUGGGAUGACAUUGGUAUAAUUUCCAAAGUUGUGAGUCCAUUGAUGCGUAUGCUCCGGAUUGUAGACUCAGAUGAGAGGCCUUCAAUAGGACAUGUGUAUGAUGACAUGUACAGAACGAGGAUGGGAAUCAAUAAGUAG